This is a messenger RNA of Danaus chrysippus (African queen), 717 nucleotides long. The record is from the annotation of a GenBank genome assembly. NCBI's taxonomy places the organism in Eukaryota, Metazoa, Arthropoda, Insecta, Lepidoptera, Nymphalidae.
AUGGCUUUUUACACUUGUAACCGAUACAGAUUGAUAGUUUUAAUAAUGUUGGCAUUGAUUAUGUGGCAAAGCUUCAGGUUGUUUUUAGUAGAUAAACCAAAACCUCAUGUAAUAGAGGAUAGCUCACUGAAUAUAUUACGGUUAGAAGAUGACAAAUACAACAUACACAAACAAGACAAGAUUAAAAUAAGAGUUUAUUAUGAAGCCCUCUGCCCAGACUCAAAACAUUUCUUCAUAAGGCAUUUGUGGCCAGUAACAGAAAAGUUAUCAGAUUUUAUAGAAGUUUUUUUGGUUCCAUAUGGCAAAGCUAGUACCAAAGAAGAAAAUGGCCACUACUUUUUCCAAUGUCAGCAUGGCGAACAAGAGUGCUAUGCUAACAAGGUUCAUGCAUGUGCAAUUGAUGUACUUAAUAAUCCGAUAAUGGCCGUUAAACUUGCCCAGUGUAUGAUAACUGACAAUAUGGAUGCUGAUGAGGCUUUAGCUAGGUGCGCAAAACCCAUGAAUGUAGAUCCAGAGCCAAUCACAAAUUGCGCUUUGAGUGCUCAUGGUUCAGCCCUCCUUAAGAAGCAUGGUGACGACACAGAAAUGAUCAAACCAACAUUUAUACCAACCAUUACAAUGAAUGGCUCAAAAGACAACCAGCCGGCCAUCCUUAAGAAUUUUCUUCUUGAAGUCUGCAAGAUGAUAGAUAUACCGUUGCCACCUCCAUGUUUGUGA